AUGGCUGUGCGUUAUCCCUUGGCAGUCGGCCUCAGUAAAGGCCACAAGGUGACGAGGAACGUGUGGAAGCUGAGGCACAGCCGGCACCACGGGCGGCUGACCAAACACACCGAGUUCAUGCGGAAACGCGAGGAACUGAGCAGCGUGCUGGCCGCCAUGCGCAAGGUGGCUGCCAAGAAGGACCCAGAGGCAGCCUGUCCCCGGCCCCGCACCCUGGAAAUAGAACUGUGGCAUAGGAAAAAAAAACAAACCUUCCAUACUUAA
Molecule: messenger RNA, 264 nt
Organism: Ochotona princeps (American pika)
Lineage: Eukaryota; Metazoa; Chordata; Mammalia; Lagomorpha; Ochotonidae
Product: large ribosomal subunit protein eL36-like
Exons: 1
Coding region: 1-264 (87 amino acids)
Biological process (GO): translation
Cellular component (GO): ribosome
Molecular function (GO): structural constituent of ribosome
Source: RefSeq, a predicted model, not a curated record